Lachnellula hyalina is the source of this 876-nucleotide messenger RNA. It is a transcript of the gene SAT21, whose product is annotated as MFS transporter. Gene Ontology annotation, molecular function: transmembrane transporter activity. The transcript is spliced from 3 exons. Gene Ontology annotation, biological process: transmembrane transport. The record is from RefSeq and is a predicted model, not a curated record. Lineage: Eukaryota; Fungi; Ascomycota; Leotiomycetes; Helotiales; Lachnaceae. The coding region runs from base 1 to 876 and encodes 291 amino acids. Gene Ontology annotation, cellular component: membrane.
AUGAACCGCAGUUUGUACGCGCCAUUUGUGGUGGCACUGGGCGUCGAUAUCAUGUGUUUGGUGUUGAUUAACUUCAUUUCGUCUCCCAUACUUUUCGCGGGCAACAGCAUUGCUAUAGUGCAAGACCAUGAUCCCGACGACCUGUCGUCGCCCCGGACCUCGCAAGAUGACACGCCACUACUUGCAGCAACACAGUCACCUCUCAAUGGUCAUAGGGAUAAAGUCACUCUUCGCAAUUCACUGAGCCGUUCUGUCGAAUCCAUUGCAAACGCAUACGUACUCUUUAAUCACUCGACUUCGAGAUUCUGCUUGGCUGCCUAUUUCUUGAAAAGGAUAGCAUUUGCCAGCGAAGGCUUCAUGUUCCAAUACGCAUCGGAGAAGUUCUCUUGGCCCCUGCAUCAAACUACAUGGCUCAGGGUCUCUCAAGCAUGUGGUGCAAUUACCGCCACGCUCAUCGUUUGCCCGCUUCUGACUUUCUACCUUUCCAAGAGAGGGGUUCCUUCUCGCAUCAUCGAUUUGAGCAUGAUUCGGUCAGCGUUGCUGAUCUUGAUGGUUUCUUUCUUUUCUGCCUGGCAAGCACCCUCAGCAAUUCUGUUCACCUUAUUUAUGAUAGGUUGUGGAUUGGGUGAAGGACUAGAGCCAUCGUUGCAGGGAUUGGUGACAUACAUUGUCAACACGAAACAGACUUUCAUGCUGUUCACCAUUCUUGCAGCGUGCGAUACGGUCGCAGAACUUAUUGGGGGCCCUCUGACCGCUGCAUUACUUCACAAAGGGCGCAAGCCUGGACAUGCCUCGGAUGGUUUUUGUUUCCUGAAUUCUUCGAUUAUAUUUGGAUUCCUUCUUUUAUAUUCUUUCUUAAUCAAAGCCAAGAGAUGA